UACGUACGUACGGUGAUCUGAAGUACAUGUACAUGUACUGUACAUUAUGUAUAUUUCAUUGUAUGUUCUCGUGCUCGACAAUCGAACACACCUUGACAAAGGCGCACCAUCGUGUUCGGGAUAAACUGGUGUGAUAAAUUUCCUUUUUCGGCUUUAAGGUAUUGAGUCCAAGAAGCGGAUCCUGACCGAAAGAUUGUUGAAAUGGCAAAGAAAAGCAAAGAGCUGUCAAGCGAGGAGGGCAAGUCUCGAGACACCUGGGGCAGCCACUUUGAGUUCAUCCUAUCCAGCAUGGGCUAUGCAGUGGGACUGGGUAACGUCUGGCGAUUCCCCUACAUGGUCUACGAUAACGGCGGGGGCGCCUUCUUGUUGGUGUAUUUCGUGAUGCUGUUCCUGGCUGCCAUACCCGUGAUGUUCCUGGAACUCAGCUUUGGUCAGUUUGCCAGCCUGGGUUGCAUUAGCUGUUGGAAGAUCAGCCCUCUUUUCAAAGGUGUGGGUGUUGCCAUGGCAGUGGUGUCCGGCUACUUCUGCCUGUACUACAACCUGAUCAUCGCCUACACCAUUCGCUACAUGGUGGUGUCCUUCCAGAACCCCCUGCCAUGGGUGGGGUGCAACCACACCUGGAACACGCCCAACUGCUACGAGAGACUUUCACUCAGCCAAGGGAACGGAAGUCUGCCAUCAGGCCAUUUGGUGGCUUACAGCCCUGGGAACGAGAGUGAGACAUUUAAUGCUACCCUGGAGGAUUAUGACAUGUUCAUGAAUGAAACAACCAACGGGACAGCAGGAACAGAGAUACGCAGAGUUCGAGCAAGCGAGGAAUUUUGGAAGUACCGCAUUCUGAAUGUUUCAGAAGGACUUGAGGACAUUGGUGCCAUCCAGUGGCCGUUGCUGCUGUGUUUUAUCGCAGCCUGGGUCCUGGUGCUGUUCUGUAUCAUCAAGGGAGUGAAAUCGUCAGGAAAGGUGGUUUACUUCACUGCCACUUUCCCCUUUGUGGUGCUGUUUGUGCUGUUCGUACGCGGCGUGACUCUGACGGGAGCCAAGGAGGGUAUUCUCUUCUUCCUGACACCUCAGUUUGACAUGCUGCUGUCUGCCAAUGUCUGGAAGGCAGCAGCCACCCAGGUUUUCUUCUCCUACGGGGCGGGAUGGGGUGGAAUCCACACCCUAGCCAGCUACAACAAGUUCAACACGAACACCUUGCGGGAUACCCUGGUCAUCAGCCUGUCCUGUGCCUUUACCAGCAUCUUCUCUGGUAUUGUCAUCUUCUCCAUCAUUGGAUUCAUGGCUCAGGACUCUGGCCAGCAAGUCAGGGAUGUAGUGGCUGCAGGUCCUGGAUUGGCUUUUGUGGCGUACCCCGAGGCUGUGUCCCGCAUUUUUGCCCCCCAGCUGUGGUCCUUCUUGUUCUUCUUCAUGCUGUUGACAGUUGGCAUCGACAGCCAGUUUGUAACCUUGGAAACCUUGAUCACUGCCUUCAUCGACGAGCUGGAGAAUACGUACCCGGGUAGGGUCCGUCGCUGGAAGUCCUGGAUCAUUGUCUUCGUUUGCAUGUUCAUGUUCGUCAUAGGACUGCCGUUUGUCACGCAGGGCGGGACCUAUGUCAUGACCCUCUUCAAUUGGUACUCCGCUGGCUUCACUCCUCUGCUCCUUGCCCUCGUAGAACUGAUCGUCAUCUCCUACGUCUAUGGCGUGAAAAACUUCACGCGAGACUUGGAAGCCAUGCUCGGCUUUCCCAUUGGGAUAUUCUGGAAGAUCUCCUGGUUGGUCAUCACUCCACUGAUCAUCCUUAGCAUCAUGAUCUUCAGUUUCAUCGACUAUGAACCGGCCGUCAACGGGAGCUAUGUUUUCCCACCGUGGGCUGAGGCAAUCGGGUGGACACUGACGUGUUCCUCUGUUGUCAUCAUCAUGAUUGGGGUGGCAUAUCAGUUGACACUGGUGAAAGGAACGCUAAUGCAGCGCAUCAAGAAGUCGAUGAAGCCCACCAAGGACUGGGGACCGGCCAACAAUGAGGACCGCAUCAUUGCUGGGUACCAGCUACUCCCAGGUAAGAAGGACUACCUGGAGCUAAUGAACCUACAGACGGAAAAUGAGUCACUUGAGUACAAAGACAAGCCCACCGUUCCUACAACCGUGUAAGACUGAGCCCAGUCAUUGCCCAGACAUGGGGUCCCAAUUUCCGACAGGUUUUUUUUUUUUCCUUCAAGUUUCAGUCAGUGGCUGUAGGAGACAAUCAGGUUUCAAAAAGGUUCACCACUUUUCCCCUUGUGCGUAUUUAGUGCCACCUGUAAAAAUGUUCUGAAAUAAGUGAUCUGUGGGAUUUAACAGUGUUGCUUUCAUAGCGUUUUGUGUUUGGAGUUUUCAUGUUCAAGUCGUGCAGUGUAAAGAAUGAAGAAAAUAACAUGGAUUGUAUUUACAAUCUCUUAUUAUUGCCUGUAGUUAUCGAAUUCUUUUCCUAUGUUUUAUGAAAUUUUUAUUUAAUGGUGAGAAUAGAGGAUAAAUUGUUUGCCAAAAGAUGCUUAUUUAAUUGUGAGAUUAGAGGAUUAAACAUGUUCCAGAAAAUAUCAGAUUGAAUACACAGAUUACCUCAAAGUAAGUUCAUUAUUCGUCAUUUUGUCACAUCACACACAUACAUUUGUGGUUUGGGUAAAAAAACUGAUUUUUCAAAGCUUUCUCUGAUUUAGGAUUUUCAAAUGAGAAACAUUCUUGACAAACUAUUGUCCCAUUACCAAUUGUUGCGUAUCCUUGAUGCUACCAUUACAUUUUCUCUAGUUAUGCAAAGCUGAAAUUGUUGCUUUAAAUUACAAUUAACCGAAAUUUCUACCGAUGUGAAUCUACCGAAAUUCAAAUUCCAAAAAUACCAAAGAAGCAUUUGAAUUCCCUUUGUCCAACAACCCCUUCAUGCUGUCAUUUGACAAAAGAAGUCUGUCUGCCUUCUGUUUUUGACUAUGCUGGAGAGGUGCUAAAUAUUGGUUUGUAAAAUGUCAAUGUGAGAUAUUCAUAUUUUUGUAUAAAUUUUAGACACCAUUUAGUGAAACCCACUUGACAAAAAAAAAAAAGAGUGAGCGUGCAUUUUGAAGUUGGUUGAAUACUCUCCGGAAAUAAGGGGAAACUUUCCUUGUCUUUACUAAAGAACGGAAGACAGUUGGGGAAAGAAACUAACAAUGCGCCAUGAGCUAGAAAAAAAAUUGCAGUAAUCCGUGUGCUUUUAUAUUUGAUGCAAUUUCUCUACCUGUGCAGAGUUGCCUGUAGGGUAGCAAGACAGAAUUGUAAUUGUCACCCAACCUCACAAAUUUGGAUCGCAAGUCACCUGAGCCUUUUUUUUUUUUUAUUUAAUGGACCUUGAGAAGAACCAAUAGCAUCCUUGAACGCUUUUCUCCCAGGUACUGUCCUGUUGUCAUCUGAAUUCCAAACACGGUGAAACAUCAAACCCAAGUACUCAGUUUGUUCUUUCUAAAUCAACUGAAACAAAAUUAAUGCAAAAAGAAGGGCCAUUUGACCGAUUGCACCAGAUCUGGUCACAUGUGGUAAUUUAGAAAAAGGUGAGAUCAAUAGUUUGCUCGAUGACUUAGAGGCCACUAAGUGUUCAAAACUUAGAAGUCUUCCAGUUGGCCUUGAAAUUGACGACUUUGCAUUGGCCGAAUGAACUUCUGUACUCAAACAUUCCUUCAGUUGUAAAGUUCCUCCACCUGACAAUCACAUCAGUUGUGCAAUUUGGUUGCACAAUCAGUAUACUUGUGUCAAAGUUGUUGAAUUGGAGAGAUGAGUACAGUAUCUAGGGAGUGUGGCCACAGCGAUGUCUUUGAUGCCUCAUGCGAGAAUAUCUGUGCAUUUUCCUCAAAGAUUCAGGUCUGUUUACCUGUGUCUCAAGCCAUUUGUGUGGUCGAGGUAGUGUUUUGUUGUUUGUUAGAAUGUUGUGUACAGAUGUGUAAAACAGCUAAGUAGAGCCAUAAAAAAUCAUCAUUUGUUCUUGGUACUGGUGCCACGCUGUCACUUGCCAAAAUGUACAGUAUUGUGUGUACUUAGAACAUUUUAUAAGAUGUGCUUUGCUUAAUAGCUACCAACUUUUAAUCGAUCAAUGCAAUGAAUAUUGUCCCAGAUCUGUUGACCAGACCAUAAUUACAUGUAUGUAGAAGUCCAGGCUGAUCUUAGACAUCGACAGAAAUCACAGCUGACAAUCAAUGACAAUCAUUGGGCCAUGACAUCCUUAGGCCAUGACAUGUGUAGCAACCUCAGCCACAUCUCAGAGGUCAUGCGUCCCUCAGUUAUUAGUGUCCUAUCCCCCAACCCAUCCUACAAGUCAGCUGUUGGUUUCUUUUGGCCAUGGCCUGGAUUUGUAGGAGCUUUCAACUUUGGAAGAAAAUGCCAGCUUUCACAUCUGAUGAAUUCUGCAAGAGACCAGGCUUUUGAAAGUUAAAGCUUUGGGAGUGAGGUUUUGCUGCUCCCAGGUCUAGUAUGAAAAUUGCUGACACUGUUAACCUACACUGUUGCGUACGCGAGACACAAUUAAUGUACAAGACAAUUUAAGCCUUUAGUCACUGGGUCCUCUCACUACUCUACAACUCGUCACAUGAUCACUUAGGACAAGGACCUCAUUAAGGUUGUGGAUGGUCUUGGGUACAAGAAAUGUUACAGUGUUCACGGGUUAAGAAAUAUAUUAAAAAGGAAGGUCAACGAUUCUCUCCCCUCCUCCCCUCCCAUUGCUGUUUACACCAUCUUGACAAAAUGUGGUCGGUAUUUUUGUGGUUGAUAGGUCCGUGUGUUAAUCUACCGUUGCUUUGUGCCAAUGAAAGUGCAGUGUCUAAGACAUGAUGAAGCAAACAUAGGAAGUUGUGCAAAAGUGAUAGUUCAUUUUAAUUCAGAGAGAGAUGAUUUUUGGGGGGGUUUGUUUCGUUUUUAAUAUUUGCACUGCUACUAUGCACUGUUAUAAGCUAGUCUGUCAAACUGCUCUUCUGCAACUCAUUUUGAAAUAAAGUAGAAAUUUGAUUCGUUCUUGAACCAAAUAAUUAUUUUGCCAAGGCCCAGUUUUAUAGCUCUGCUAGCCAUAGAAUUCUGCACUGACAACAUUCCAUGCUUGCAGCACGAGCACAAAAAUUCUGCUCUUACCGUAAGCAUAGAAUUGUGUGCUAUAUUAAGCAGCAAUUUUUGUUUCUGCUGACGGUAAGCAGAGCCAUGAAACCGGGCCCAAGUUCUAACCUAUGAUUGGUGCAGUUGUCAACCAUGAUAUUCUCAGGUGAAAAUGAUGACCACUUGGACCAAUUGAAGUGUACAUUUAGUAAUUCUGGAAAACUGUUUCGCUUAGACCACAUUUGAAUGUAGAAACGAAUAGGAAGGAAAAUUAGGCCUUUUUUAACUUGAUUUACUUUGUGCUUUCUCUCAAAUGACUUUAGUAAUGUGAGGCGGUGUUUCAGAAAACUUGCUUACCAAAGCAUGCUUUAGUUAGAUCAUUGUUCUGUACAUAUAAAAUUAAACAAAAAAUAACUACACAAGAUGACUUGUAUCAAGUUGAAAUAGACCCAGUUGGAGAGUGAAGUUGCCAAAUGUGAUAAAUUGGCUCUUUUUAUUUCACACUUUCACUAGGUGAUUGAAACAGACUUUUCAAUUAUUAAAUGUCUCUCAAAGUGUGAAAUCUCUGACCUAAGAAACUCUACAGAUACUUUGUUUUUGUCUUCCUUCAAAGGCUAGUUUCUGUUCUUGUUGAGAUGUAAUUUGUUUCUAGUGAAGGGCGAAUCCAGAACUAAAAUUGGGGGGGGUGCAACUUUUUUGGAGAUUUCUUUAUUUGACUUUAAAUGGCCUUUUUGAUGGGUGAGGGUUUAUUUGGGGCUUUAUACGUACAUUUGGAAGUUUGGGAGAUGAAAAUUUUUUAAAAAUUCUCUUUAUUUAUUUUGAAUGAAAUGGGUCGCUGUUGACACCCCCAACCCCAUGUUAUUGUCUCCAAUCAAGUAGUUUUGCUUUUCUCUCAGUGUUAUAAUCUGGUGCUUUUCUAGUGCCGAGGUUCUCUGCCAAAUACAGAACUGGGUUAGAGGGAAUAAAGCUGGAAUACCUAGACAUUUGACGGUAACUGCACAAAAGUAAGAUUACAAACUAAAUAUAAGACUUCAGACACUUUUAGUUUUGUAAUAUUUAGGUUUCAAGGAGAAAAGUACUCUUUAAAUACUUGGCCAAGUACCUUUCAAGUAUUUUUUCCUAAAAACUUCACAUUUAUGAAACGGUGAUAGUCUGAAGUCAUCAUUUAUUUGUAAUGUUACCUUUGUGCAUGUACCAUCAGAUGCCCAUGUGUUUCAGCUUUCUUCCAUUGUUAGUAGCUUGUAAUUUGUGCAUAAUGUAUCGCAAAACAUUUUCAUCCGUCACUUUGAGAGACAUUUAAUGUUUAGGGUCAUGUGUUUGUUCUGGCGAAUUUUUCCUUCUAUCUAUCAAACGAUUAUUUCCAUAAUUUUUGUUGACAUCAGUGCCAAAGCGUGAAAUUAUUUAUAAUACAUUUUUCAGGUGAGCUGAUGACUUUAAGACAGUUUUGCUCGUGCUAUGAGUGAUUAACUAAACCCAACAGUAACAUUACCACCAUCCUAUUCAGUUCUCUUGAUGUAUUUCUCUUGUAUUAUUUUGUAGAAAGUAUUAAUAUUUAUGUUAACUUGAAGAGAAAAGUUAACAAAUAUUUAAGUUUUUUAACCCACCAGGAUUUAUUCUCCAUUACCUCAAUUCAAGUGGUUACAUUAUUCUUUACAAAUCAAUCAUUUCAGUGUUUUACAUACUGAAACUUAUGUGUAAUCUGAUGGGGGGGUCAUUGUAGAGUAAUUUUUUAAAUAUUCAUUCUUUAUUUACAUAAUUUAAAAUGCUGGCUUAGCUGGGUUUUUUUAUAAUUAAGCCCCUUUAUAACCUUUAUAAGUACAGCAGAUUUCCACUUAUCUGAUUGAUAAUUCUGGAAAUAGUAUUCCUCAUAAUUUGUAGCGGGGUUUGUUUGACUUAAGUUUUGUCCACAAAUGGGUAAAAUGGAAAAUAAACCAGAUCAUCAUAUUUGUGUAUUGAAAAGAAUA
Acanthaster planci (crown-of-thorns starfish) is the source of this 7022-nucleotide messenger RNA. Its product is annotated as sodium- and chloride-dependent glycine transporter 1-like. The record is from RefSeq and is a predicted model, not a curated record. NCBI's taxonomy places the organism in Eukaryota, Metazoa, Echinodermata, Asteroidea, Valvatida, Acanthasteridae. Gene Ontology annotation, biological process: sodium ion transmembrane transport; amino acid transport; nitrogen compound transport. Gene Ontology annotation, cellular component: plasma membrane.